CAUAUUAUACAUAAGAGAACGAAGGGGCUUCAAAGUUAGCACUGUUCUUCUUAUCGUGAACAUGUUUUUUAAAAUAUUCUUUGCCGUCAGUCUGUGCAUUUCUACAGCUGCAUCUAGAAAAAAUAAUAAUUUCUAUCGAAGAGACUAUACUUACUUUGAAGAAUACGAUGCAUUCUAUAAAUUCCACUGGGGUGAAAGUGAGAGCACUUGGCAGGAAAGUUACUUAACGUGUGAGGAUGAAGGUGCUCAAUUACUUUACCCUGCUGAUGAAAAUGAAAGGCGGGUCGCUGCUAAUCUGAGCGCCUCAGUGGUCGACUUAGAACAUAUUUAUGUGGGCGUCCGUGACGAAUUUGGUCUUGGUGAUUUUAUUACCACUGAUGGACGUUUUGUUCCAGAACUUUCUGAUCUAAGUGACAAUACAAGCAGCAUUCAGGCAAUAUCAAGGUGUGGGGUAUUGUCUACGAAAACAGGCACUAUAAUCACUCACUCCUGUGAACUACGCAUACCUUUCAUUUGCAAGAAAUUAAACAACGAAUUUUGUCCCACUUCUGACUCAGGUUACAUUUUCUCAAAAUAUUUAAAAAAAUGUUUUAAAUUUAAUGACAAUAAGAAAACUUGGGCUAACGCUCUGCACACAUGCAUUAUGGAAGGUGGGGUCUUGUCCGAUUCCAUAUUAAACACUGACAUAAGAAAUUUAAACAUGCCAAUGAGGCAAGAUAUUUCGUACUACAUCGGCUUUCGAAGGAUGGAGAAAGAUAAUUUUUACUCAAAUCGAGGGUUAAAGACGACCAUUUCCGUAAACUACAAUUAUGAGAACUACUACUGCACUGUAAUAUCCAUAAACAAUGGAGUACAUACAGUUGAUUGUGAAGAAACUCGACCUUUCAUAUGUGAAAUGGAAGUUAACAAAUAGUUAUAUGACAUUAUUCUUCACAUGUUAUGUUGUCUCUAAUUAAAAUAAAUAUUUUAGAAGAAAAUAUGUGUAUUAAUGC
This is a messenger RNA of Papilio machaon (common yellow swallowtail), 992 nucleotides long. RefSeq names its product C-type mannose receptor 2. The coding region runs from base 62 to 913 and encodes 283 amino acids. The transcript is spliced from 5 exons. The record is from RefSeq and is a predicted model, not a curated record. NCBI's taxonomy places the organism in Eukaryota, Metazoa, Arthropoda, Insecta, Lepidoptera, Papilionidae.